AUGAGCACGACCAGCGAUUUCGUCGGAUUCCACCACGCCUGCUUCCCCCACCUCCUCUCCUCCGUCAUCGACAAUGCCGACUACGCCACCCUCCUCGCCCUGCGCCAGACCUCCUCCACUGUCGGCGCAGAGGUCGACCGCCGUCUCUUCCGUCAUGCGCUCGUCCAGCGCCCCGCUUGGCCACCAGCUGCCUCGCCCCUCUUCGUGGGCAACGGCGACCUGAACCCCGCCACCGGCUCUAGCUCGAAGCUCUCGCUCCCGAUCCCGGCCGGCGACAGCGAGGGCGAGAAGGCGCGUCUUUCCCGCGUGCUGCAGCAGGUCCGCAUCGUCGACGACGUCAGCGGCGGCAUCCUCGUCGGAUGGCGCAAGGAUCUGGCACCGAGCGUGGUGCGCCGCAAGGGUCUCGCGGAGGCGACGCUGUCUGCCCCGAGCCUGAUCGAUGCCGUCGACGUGCCGUACUCGGCGAACGCGAACUGGGCCGUCACCGCCUCCAUGCAGCGCGUUCCGGAGGGUGUGCAGCGCUACGCCGCCCACAUUCGCUGCCUCGCCCCGCCCGAGUCUGGACCCCGCGGCCCCGCGCACGUCAAGUUUGGCUGCGCCCUGCCCUCUUCUGUCGAGGAGGUUUCGCUCCUCUUCAGCACGGUCGGCGAGGAGGACUUCAACCCCAUGCACUUCUACGCCCCCACCGAGGGGAAGGCGACUCUCCUCUCCCUACUCGUGGAGCAGGUCGCUGCCGACCUCCUCCUUCACCCGAGUCGCACCUUCGCCUUCGUCGGUCUCGAGUCCCUCCCCGGCCGCAUCUACGACGCCCAGUUCGGCGACGAGGACGUUGCUGAGAACUUCCUCGAGCGGCUGCGGGAGCAGAUUGAGUGCAACGCCGACGCCGAGGAGACGGAACGCAUCCUCGAGCGCGUCAAGAUCAUGACGAAGGAGUCUUACCGCGCCCAAGUGGGCGAGGAGCGAUUCGCGCUCGAGGCGGGAUGGAACGGCGUCGCGGGCGCUCCCCGCGUUCUCUGA
Molecule: messenger RNA, 1017 nt
Organism: Trichosporon asahii var. asahii CBS 2479
Lineage: Eukaryota; Fungi; Basidiomycota; Tremellomycetes; Trichosporonales; Trichosporonaceae
Exons: 1
Coding region: 1-1017 (338 amino acids)
Source: RefSeq, a predicted model, not a curated record